AUGCUGGGUGCUUCAUUGAUCCCGGCGCGCUGGAGAGGCUUCUACAGCCCUCAGGACCCGGCCCAACCAGGUCCCUACAGCAAGCAUGUCACGCCUCUCCUGCAGAGUGUCACUCGCAGGACCUGCACUCACCCCAUUCACUCAAUCGUCUUUUGCGCCCUCAUCGCCAGCACCACUUACAUUGGCCUCCUCGAGACCGGCUUGUUUGAGCCGUCGACCAAGUUCAACAACAACAACCAGGUCGACUUCUCUGCUCUUUCUCAAGGCAGCCGUACUCUGAACGUCGGUCCCGAGACGGCGUGGGAGUGGCAGUCUGAAUCUGUCUCGAGCGAUGCACAAGCAGAGCACCUUUCCCUGAUCACCCUCGCCUUUGCCGACUCCUACGCCGAUGCGCCUUCAGUUGUCAUUCCCAACGACAGCUCGGCCGAACUACUCCCUUCCUCUGCCAGCCGCCUGUCCCUGUCUCAAGACUCGACUCUUGCCUUCUCGCUUCCUUCGGAUGAGACUCCGUCGUUUUUGGCCUCAAUCAAGGAAAUCUCGGCCCAGGAGACUGCUGAGGACGACGAUGAGCAAAAGAGAUGGAUCAUGAGAGCAGCACGAGGUUCCGCCCGCCGCUUCUCUCUGCGUGAGUGGGUGCGCAACUCGUGGAUUGCCUUUACCGAUUUGAUCAGAAACGCCGAGACUCUCGACAUUAUCAUCAUGGCCCUGGGAUACCUUUCUAUGCACCUGACCUUUGCCUCGCUCUUUGUGUCGAUGCGUCGCAUGGGCUCCAACGCUUGGCUGGCAACUAGUGUCCUCUUUUCGUCGGCCUUUGCACUCCUUUUCGGCCUUGUUGUCACAAUGAAGCUGGGUGUGCCUGUAAACGUUGUCCUGCUUUCCGAGGGCUUGCCUUUCUUGGUUGUCACUGUUGGCUUCGAGAAGCCUAUCAUUUUGACCCAGGCUGUCCUUUCCGCUGCUCUCAACCCUCCUAGACGCGACAACGGCGACCAGGCCCCCUUGACCAUCCAGAAUGCUGUGCAAACCGCAGUUCAUGAACGCGGCUGGGGCAUCGUCCGCGAUUACAUGGUUGAAAUCACUCUUCUGAUUGCAGGUGCCAUGUCAGGUAUCCAGGGCGGUCUUCGCCAAUUUUGUUUCUUGGCUGCAUGGGUUUUGUUCUUCGACUGCAUUCUGCUCUUCACCUUCUACACCGCUGUCCUGACCAUCAAGCUCGAAGUCAACCGCAUCAAGCGUCAUGUCGCUCUCCGCAAGGCUCUCGAAGAGGACGGUGUUAGCCGUACUGUCGCUGAGAACGUCGCCUCAAGCAACGAUGGUCUGAAGCCUGACGCGGUCAAUGGUGAAACUUCCAUCUUCGGUCGAAAGAUCCGUGACAGCAGCAUCCCUAGAUUCAAGGUCCUCAUGGUUUCUGGCUUCAUCAUUAUCAACGUGCUCAAUUUCUGCACCAUCCCCUUCCGCACUGGCGCUGCCAACAACUCUCCCUCGCUAUCUAGCUCCAUGGACCCCUUCAAGGUUGCCGGAAACGCUCUCGACCACAUUUUGGCCCAGGCCAAGAUCCGCAACCAGCCAACCGCUGUCACUGUCUUGUCCCCUAUCAAGUACGAGCUUCAAUACCCCUCUGUCCACUACUCUUCCGAUAGACCCGAGUGGUCUCUUUUCGAUGGUCCCUAUGCCAAUGGCAUCUUCUCCAGCAUGGGAGGAAGAGUCGUUGAAGGCGUUCUUAAAAGCUUUGAAGACCCCGUUCUGAGCAAGUGGAUUAUCAUCGCCCUCGCAAUGAGCUUGGUUUUGAAUGGCUACCUUUUCAACGCUGCUCGCUGGAGCAUCAAGGAACCUGAUAACAGUGAAUCUGCUUCUCGCGACGGCGCUAUCAAAGCUGCUCCUUUGCCCCCUCUUGCCGAGUAUGACCCCAAGAUGAACAUCAAUGCUUCCGGCCCCGAAUCUGCAAACGGACAUGCUGUCAACGGCGCAAUCCAAAAACGCUCCAAGGAAGAAUGCGAGCUGUUGCUUGCUGAGAAAAAGACGUCGGAACUGAACGACGAGGAGCUUACCGAACUAACUCUCCGUGGAAAAAUCCCUGGAUACGCCCUCGAGAAGACCCUGGGCGACAAGACCCGUGCCGUCAAGAUUCGUCGCUCCCUAAUCUCUCGUACUCCUGCUACCAAGCACGUUACCGGCGCCCUUGAACGUUCCAAGCUUCCUUACUUGAGCUACGAUUACGACCGUGUCUUCGGCGCUUGCUGUGAGAAUGUCGUUGGUUACAUGCCUCUUCCUCUUGGUGUUGCUGGCCCAAUUGACAUCGACGGUCGCAGCUACUACCUUCCCAUGGCUACAACUGAAGGUGUGCUUGUCGCAAGUACUAGCAGAGGUGCCAAGGCUAUCAAUGCUGGUGGUGGUGCCGUAACCGUUCUGACUGGCGAUGGUAUGACUCGUGGACCUUGUGUUGGUUUUGAGACUCUUGCACGCGCUGCUGAAGCUAAGGUUUGGCUCGACUCUGAAGCUGGUGAGAAGACCAUGAAGGACGCUUUCAACUCGACCUCCAGAUUUGCCAGACUGCAGCACCUCAAGGCCGCCCUCGCCGGUACAUACCUUUACAUCCGCUUCAAGACCACUACUGGCGAUGCCAUGGGAAUGAACAUGAUUUCCAAGGGUGUCGAACAGGCACUUAGUGUCAUGAAGGAGAGUGGUUUCGAAGACAUGGCCAUCAUCUCCGUUUCGGGCAACUACUGUACAGACAAGAAGCCUGCCGCUAUCAACUGGAUUGACGGACGUGGUAAGAGUGUUGUCGCCGAGGCAAUCAUCCCCGGUGAUGUCGUUCGCUCCGUCCUCAAGAGUGACGUCGAUGCACUUGUCGAGCUCAACAUCUCCAAGAACCUGAUCGGUAGUGCCAUGGCAGGCAGCAUUGGUGGUUUCAACGCACACGCUGCCAACAUCGUUACUGCCAUCUUCCUUGCCACCGGCCAAGAUCCCGCUCAGAAUGUUGAGAGCAGUAACUGUAUCACUGUGAUGAAGAACCUCCGUGGUAACCUUCAGAUCUCGGUCUCCAUGCCUUGUAUUGAGGUCGGCACUAUUGGUGGUGGUACUGUUCUCGAACCGCAGGCGGCUAUGCUCGACCUGCUUGGCGUCCGUGGUGCUCACCCUACCAGCCCCGGUAACAACGCACGCCAACUUGCGCGCAUUGUCGCUGCCGGUGUUCUUGCCGGUGAGCUGUCUCUCUGCGCAGCUCUGGCUGCCGGUCACCUUGUCAAAGCCCACAUGUCACACAACCGUUCUGCAGCUCCCUCUGCAGCACCUAGUAGAGUCCAGAGCCCCACCCCAACACAAGGGAAACCUUUGCCUCAGGGAUUGGCGAUGACAGGAAUGUCAUCCAAGAGAUGA
Aureobasidium pullulans EXF-150 is the source of this 3369-nucleotide messenger RNA. RefSeq names its product 3-hydroxy-3-methylglutaryl-coenzyme A reductase. The transcript has 3 exons. Lineage: Eukaryota; Fungi; Ascomycota; Dothideomycetes; Dothideales; Saccotheciaceae. Gene Ontology annotation, biological process: ergosterol biosynthetic process; coenzyme A metabolic process; isoprenoid biosynthetic process. The record is from RefSeq and is a predicted model, not a curated record. Gene Ontology annotation, molecular function: hydroxymethylglutaryl-CoA reductase (NADPH) activity; protein binding. Bases 1 to 3369 code for a protein of 1122 amino acids. Gene Ontology annotation, cellular component: peroxisomal membrane; endoplasmic reticulum membrane.